Molecule: messenger RNA, 3516 nt
Organism: Thunnus maccoyii (southern bluefin tuna)
Lineage: Eukaryota; Metazoa; Chordata; Actinopteri; Scombriformes; Scombridae
Gene: pacsin2
Product: protein kinase C and casein kinase substrate in neurons 2
Exons: 12
Coding region: 190-1701 (503 amino acids)
Biological process (GO): cytoskeleton organization; plasma membrane tubulation; regulation of endocytosis
Cellular component (GO): endosome; cytoplasm; plasma membrane
Molecular function (GO): protein binding; phospholipid binding
Source: RefSeq, a predicted model, not a curated record
CGUGCUGACAUCAACUGACAGUUGUGUCAGUCGGUUGGUCGGUGGUGCCGCUGCUGAGCAGAAAAACGGGGAAAAGAUUUGCAAAUUGGCACCACCAAGAGAACUAAGUCUCCAGUUCAACAUAAACUCUCACGAGGAAUAAACCCUUUUCCAGGCCCUACACACUGAGUGUAACUCAGGGCAGCAGCGAUGUCGGGCUCCUACGAUGACUCCAUGAUCGAUGUGUCCAGUGAUAGUUUCUGGGAGGUCGGUAACUACAAGCGUACAGUGAAACGGGUAGACGAUGGCAACCGACUCUGCAACGACCUCAUGAACUGUCUUCAUGAGCGGGCGCGUAUUGAAAAGUCCUACGCUCAGCAGCUCACAGAAUGGGGCAAACGCUGGCGGCAGCUCAUAGAGAAAGGACCUCAGUACGGUACCUUGGAGCGGGCAUGGUCUGCUCUGUGCACGGAGGCGGAGAAGGUGAGCGAGCUCCACAUGGAGGUGAAAGCGGCGCUGAUGGGAGAAGACUAUGAGAAGCUGAAGAACUGGCAGAGAGACGCCUACCACAAACAGAUGAUCGGCGGCUUCAAAGAGACUAAAGAGGCAGACGACGGAUUUCGCAAGGCUCAGAAACCCUGGGCCAAGAAACUCAAAGAGAUGGAGAUGAUGAAGAAGUCUUACCACUCCGCCUGCAAAGAGGAGAAGCUGGCGGCCAGCAGGGAGACCAACAGCAAGCUGGAGAGCAACAAUAAUCCCGAAGCCCAAAAGAAGCUCCAAGAAAAAGUGGAGAAGUGUCAGCAGGAGGUGCAGAAGACUAAGGAACGCUACGAAAAAUCCCUUGAAGAGCUCGACAAGUUGACCCCUCAGUAUAUGGAGAACAUGGAGCAGGUGUUUGAGCAGUGGCAGCAGUUUGAAGACAAACGCAUUCGCUUUUUCAGAGAGCUGUUGCUAGAGGUUAAACAGCACCUGGACCUCUCAACCAAUCACAGAUUCCAGACAGUUUAUCACACGCUGGAAGACACAGUCUCUGCUACUGAUGCUGAAGAGGACCUAAAAUGGUUCCGGUCCAAUCACGGCCCCGGCAUGCCAAUGAACUGGCCCCAGUUUGAGAAUUUGGACCGGGCCCAUCCUCGCUCCUUUAAGAGAAGGUCCAUUGUAGACUGGUCCAUAGACCUGAACCGGACCCUAAGCAGACGAGAAAAGAAGAAGCCAUCAGAGGGCGUCACACUGACAGGCAUCAGUCAAACUGGGUCAGACCAGCCUGUUCAGCCUGCCAAGACCAGCAGCAGCCUGACUGUGCCUACUAAAACGGCGCCGGUGGGCACGAACCCGUUCGAAGAUGACGAGGAUGAGGAGGAGGAGAUGGCGGUGGAGCAGCAGACCACAGUCAACCACAUCAGUGUGAAUAAAGAGGAAGUGAAAACCGCCAGCAGUAUGGAGAAGACUCCCGACUGGUCAGACGAAGACACGGGUGUUAACCCUUUCUCAGCCAACGGUGACGGGAAUCCAUUCGAGGACGAGCCGACUUCUCCGGUCAUAUCUGUGGCUGUCAGAGCCCUGUAUGACUACGAAGGACAGGAGCAGGAUGAGCUGAGCUUCAAAGCAGGGGAUGAGUUCACCAAAAUCGGCGAAGAAGACGAUCAGGGCUGGUGCAAAGGUCGGCUCAAGGACGGACAAACAGGCCUCUAUCCCGCUAACUACGUGGAAGACAUCCAGUAAUAAAUUAUGACAGAUUGAAUGAAUGUGAAGAAGAAAUGUGGGGUGAUGAGAAAUGACAGUGUGGCUGGAAACAAGAAGACUCUGCCUUACUUACCUUUUUUUUUUUUCUCCCUGUUUGUGAAGACUGGACUGUGUGUGGGGAGAAGCACAGAUAAGAGAGGUUACAGAUUAUAUUAAAAGACCACUUCAGAUACUGUUGCUUGCUACACAUAGACCCUCAUAGAAACUUAAGUGCAAAAGUUGAACUGAAACACAAAGUUUCCAGAUGAUUCCAGGUGAGAGAAAAAAAAAAUUGCUGUCAGUGUAAGAUAUGUUACUCAGAGCAACAGUUGUCUUACAGUCCAAUUUAUGCUGUUACAAAAUAGCUAAUCAAGUAUAUAUUAGAUAAGACUCACUAAACUGUAUGUGUGAAUUUAUAUAUAUAUAGUUUAAAGAAACACUGGGAUAACAGUGACAAAUUGUCUUGUUACAUUGCAGCCUUAAUAUGCAAGCCACUAUGGAUUCAUUAAGGGAGAUGACCCUCUUUAUAACCAUAAUUAUCUUAUUUUAGGUUUGAAACUAUUUCUGGAGCUCUUGUCUGUUAGAAUCCAGUCCAUAAAUGUUUAUCAUCUGAUCUUUUGGACCCAAUUAGUCAGAUUUAACUUGAUUUUAAACUAGUGCUUACAUUUUUCUGUCAUUCCUUUUCAGGGUUUUUUUUUGUUUUUUUUCCCAUUCAGUUCAUAACUGUUGUGGUUAUUUAAUAAGGAAUGAUUAAGACCAGUAGAGCCUUAUCCUGACGUAGCCGUCGUUUAGUUCACAGUGGGCAGGUUUCCUCUAGUCACUGCAAUUGAAUGUAUACUCACUGAUUGUAUUUUCUCACCUAUUAAUUGUUCACUUGUGCCGAUGUUGGAUUUUUUGCGACCACUGACCCGUUCCCCCCCUGAGCAACUGUCCUCAAGCCUUAUAUAAAAAAAUCUCUCUACUCUCUGUUGAUUGUAGAUUGUGUUACUUUUUUUUUUUUUUUUCAUGCAACACUGAACAUUUUUCAGAAAGCUUAUCUCACUUGAAGCUCUGUGUUUUAAGUCUCUGACUUGUUUUUCAUACGUCAAGUCAUGGGAGAGUAUUUUAGUGUCUUUUGAAAAAUAUAUAUUACAAAUCAAGCAAUAAAACUCACACAGCCAAGUAUGUUGUUAUACAUGCGUGUAAAUAGCCAGAAUUCAACAUAUAAGAACAAAUUAAGCAUCGAGAUCAGAUGAUUUGUAGUUGGAAAAUCGAUGAUUUGUUAAUUUAUGAUGCAACAAGGGCUUUUCUUCUACUCUUGUUCGAAUGCUGUGACUGAGAAUCAGUUUGUACAAAAAUUGAAUGUUUUAUGGCAAAUAUCCCUUGAAUCUCUUAUUUUGUUAUAUUUGUACAUAUGAUUAUUUUUCCCUUUGCAGAGGGCCAUACGCAUUUAAUUAAUCAACAAAUUCCUUGUGAAUAAUUUUUAAAAGUCGUUCUCUCUCAGCAGCUAUGCCAUGAAUUGAUAUACCUGAUUCCAUAUAUGUUUUGAUCAUUAAGUAUUUUGUCAGCUUGCCUGUUUGAAGAGGUGAACUGCAGGCUUUUCACUUGUGCAAGCUCCAAAUUAAUUAAUUGCAUAGUGUAUCAAUUAAAUCAUUAAAAAUAAAAAAAAAUGCUAUUUGAUGCCUUCAUUCUGUCGUCUCUAAUAAUAGUGAGAAAGGAGAUGUUUUGCCAUGUUUUCAGGGCACGCUGUCAUCAGACACAGCAACAGCUGUACUUGCACAGUAAGGUUUGUAAAUGUUGUCCCACAACAUAAUAAAAGAAUUUAUUGGAAAAAUA